AUGGCUUUCGAUCCUGAGAAGGUGUCCGUCGACCAAGUCGAGCGGACUGUCUCGCAAGAAUCUAACGAUGCUCGAAUUGCACAAUUUACACCCGAACAGCAGCGAAAAAUCAUUCACCGCGUUGACCGCAGACUUGUGACAACGCUUGGUGCUCUGUACGCCUGCAGUCUCAUGGAUAGAACCAAUCUAGGAGCUGUAAAUAUUGCAGGCAUGUCGAAGGCGCUGAAGCUGCAUGGAUCGCAAUACAGCUUGAUCGUCCUGAUCUUCUUCAUUCCCUAUGUUCUCUUCCAGCCGCCGGCAACUGUCGUUCUACGGAAAAUGGGACCACGUCAUUUUCUUACUGCCAUUGUUAUUCUAUGGGGAGGCUGCAUGAUUGGGUUUGGCUUUGUCAAGAAAUGGGAUCAGAUGCUUGGUCUCCGUGUUAUUCUCGGUGUUCUCGAAGCUGGUUUCUUCCCUGGGUGUGCUUAUCUCCUCUCAACGUGGUACACCAGAUAUGAGCUGCAGAAGCGAAAUGCGGUGUUCUAUCUUAUUGGCAGUAUGGCUUCAGCAUGCUCUGGUAUCUUAGCAUACGGUAUCAUGCAAAUGAACGGACUCGCCAAUCUCGCAGGCUGGCGAUGGAUCUUUAUCAUCGAAGGCCUCCUAACCUGCGUUCUUGGCAUAGUCGGCUACUUCCUCAUCGUCGACUUCCCCGAACACGCUGCCACAUCCUGGAAGUUCCUCUCCAAAGCCGAGUCCGACUUCAUCGUCGCCCGCAUCGAGCUCGACCGUCACGACGCCGUCCUCGAACCGUUCUCCCUAAAAUCCUACCUCAAGAACGCCCUCGACUCCAAAGUCUGGGGCUUCGCCUGCCUCUUCGGCCUCACCACCACAAACACCUACGCCAUCGCCUAUUUCCUGCCCGUCAUCCUCCGUCUCGGAAUGGGCUUCUCCAUCGCUAAAGCUCAAUGUCUCGUGGCUCCUCCUUAUGUCGCGGCUGCAAUUGUCAUGUUUGGAUGUGCUGCUUUGGGUGAUAAGUACCAUAUUCGUGGACCCAUCAUCAUCGGCAAUGCGAUUCUUGGCCUGAUCGGCCUGCCUCUCCUCGGCUACGCAACUAAUAACGGCGUCCGCUAUUUCGGUGUAUUCCUCGCAACGAUCGCUUGCAAUGCCAAUAUUCCCGCCGUGUUGACAUACCAAGCGAACAACAUCCGCGGGCAGUGGAAGCGCGCCCUGUGUUCUGCCACGUUAGUUGGGUUUGGUGGUAUUGGUGGUAUUAUUGGGAGCACGGUUUUCAGGGAUGAGGAUGCGCCGAAGUAUGGCCCGGGUAUUAUGACGACUAUGAUUAGUAGUGGGCUGGUUAUUGUUAUUACGUGUUUGAUGACUGUGAAGUUUCACUUGGCGAAUAAGAGGGUGGAUAGGGGUGGGAAGGCGAUUGAGGGGCAGGAAGGUUUUAGGUAUACUCUUUAG
Molecule: messenger RNA, 1443 nt
Organism: Cadophora gregata
Lineage: Eukaryota; Fungi; Ascomycota; Leotiomycetes; Helotiales; Ploettnerulaceae
Exons: 4
Coding region: 1-1443 (480 amino acids)
Biological process (GO): transmembrane transport
Cellular component (GO): membrane
Molecular function (GO): transmembrane transporter activity
Source: RefSeq, a predicted model, not a curated record